CGGCUCCCCUCGUUGCGCUACACCGUCAUAGACGUUCCCCCCUGGCACGUCUGCCUCAUCCUGGGCUUCCAGCACUACCUCACCAUGCUGGGCUCCACCAUCGUGAUUCCGGCGCUCCUGGUACCCGCGAUGGGCGGCACCCCGCGAGGUGAGGACAGGAGGUGUCAAGGGCCGAUCUUCUUCGUGAGCGGUCUCAACACGCUCAUCCAGACGACCAUCGGCGACCGAUUGCCCAUCGUUCAGGGCGGCUCGUUCUCCUUCCUCAAACCGGCGUUCAGCAUCAUCGCCAUCAUCCGAGCCACCCGGUCAUUCGCCUCCGAACAUGACCGCUUCAUGUACACGAUGCGGGAACUCCAAGGGUCCAUCAUCGGAUCCAGCUUGGUGGUCCUGGCGAUCGGGUACACGGGGGUCAUGGGCGCCUUGCUGAGGUUCGUGUCGCCCAUUGUGGUGGCGCCGACUGUAUGUAUGGUGGGCCUGUCGCUUUACACAGCAGGCUUUCCGGGCGUCACGCAGUGCGUGGAGCAAGGCCUGAUGUCCAUUGUGGCCGUCAUCAUGUUCAGUCAGGUACGACAGUCUUUUGUGGACGACACUUACCUUCGCAUCUUUGAGCUAUUUCCGCUGUUGUGGAGCAUCUUGCUGAGCUGGGCUAUGGCGGGCAUUUUGACGGCGGCAGGAGCGUACGACAAGACCUCCCCCGGGCGCCAGGCGAGCUGCCGGACCGACAACCUACAGGCGCUCAAGGACGCGCCGUGGGUGUAUGUGCCGUACCCGCUUCAAUGGGGUUCCCCCAUUUUCCGGCCCGCGUCCAUCGUCACCAUGUUGGCAGGGGCCCUGGCGGCCAUGAUUGAGAGCACGGGCGACUACUACGCGUGUGCGCGCAUGAGUGGCGCACCUGUGCCCCCCCCCCACGUGAUCAGUCGGGGUAUCGGCGCCGAGGGACUGGGGUGCCUGAUGUGCGGCCUGUUCGGGACUGGCAACGGCACCACAUCGUAUGCAGAAAACAUUGGCGCCAUCGGUCUCACGGGGGUCGGCAGUCGGCGGGUGGUUCAGGCAGGUGCAGCCAUCAUGCUGCUGCUGGCCGUCUUCGGGAAGUUCGGUGGGCUGUUCGCCUCCCUGCCUCCCUCCAUUGUAUCCGGGCUGUUCUGCAGUGUGUUCGGCCUGAUUGCAGCGGUGGGUCUGAGCAAUCUGCAGUUCACGGACCAAAACAGCAGCCGCAAUUUAUUCAUCGUGGGGUUUGCAAUCUACAUGGCGUUAUCCGUGCCGUACUACUUUGAUUCAUUCUUGUCAACACACGGUGGCGCUGGGCCCAUCGCCACGUCGUCACGCGCCUUCAAUGACAUCGCCAACACACUCUUCUCCACGCCCAUGUGCGUGGCGCUGGUGUGUGCCUUCCUGCUGGAUAACCUCAUCUCCGGUACGGCCGCCGAGCGCGGCCUGACACACUGGUCGGCGCUGGCAGCCACGGCAGAAGCGCGCAAGCGUGCAGGCGACGCCGGCACUGGCGACAUUGCUGCCGACAACAGCAGCGAUUAUAGCGAUAGCGACGAUGACCCGGCGUUGGAUCCGCGCAAUGAUCCACGCAUAAAAGCAGUCUACGAUUUACCGUACGUGCUUCAGGUGCUGAACGAUCGGUACAUCCUGCCGUACCGCCGUACGGUGCACCGCGGCUUGCGGGGCCUGAGCCGGGCGGUGCGGCGGAAGUGGCGGCGGCUGGUGCGACGAAUGCGGGUGAGGGCAUAG
Molecule: messenger RNA, 1740 nt
Organism: Volvox carteri f. nagariensis
Lineage: Eukaryota; Viridiplantae; Chlorophyta; Chlorophyceae; Chlamydomonadales; Volvocaceae
Exons: 11
Biological process (GO): transmembrane transport
Cellular component (GO): membrane
Molecular function (GO): transmembrane transporter activity
Source: RefSeq, a predicted model, not a curated record